GUUCGUAUAUAUUUGCCCUCCUUGAAAUUGCUAUUCGGUUCUAGGCAUUGGAGCAAUGGUGCGAACCCAACGGCCUGCAACUAAACCCAAGCCGCCGGGAGCGGCAGUGAAGUUGGAGCAGCGGCGGUUGAGCAGCGCUGAUCGCUCAGCUUACUUCGCAAGGAGAGAAGCCUCCAAGGUCUUACGAACCGUUCUCCAAGGUGAUGCUCGGCGGCGAGCAGCUUGCUCUAUCAAAUCCAUCGUUUACGGUCCCUCAGUUAGGAACAAAAGGGCAACUUUCGCUCUGGUUUGCCAAACCCUGAAGCACCUUCGCAUUAUCAAGGAAGUGUUGGAGUCUGGCAAUAUACUGAACAGCAAGUGGAAGAAACAGGAGGAGCUGAUGUACAUAAUGACGUAUGAUAUUCUAUUUGGAAAGGAAGCUUCAUUGGUUGGUGGUGAUGCGGAGAAGUUUCUCACGGGCAGGAAAGGGUCGAUACAGUCUGCUCUAGCAAGACUUCUAGUGAGCAAAAAGGUCAAGCACGUUGAUGAUUUGAUUGAACUUUACCAACCUCCUGAUAUUUCAAAACCGUGUUUUGUUCGUGUAAAUACUCUGAAAGUGGAUGUGGAUUCAGCCUCACGUCAACUAAGCGAGCAGUUCAAGGUUGAGAGAGAUGCGUUGGUUCCUAACUUACUGAUACUCCCACCGAAUACCGAUUUGCACAGUCAUCCUCUUGUCUUGGGCGGAAGUGUCUUCGUGCAAGGAAGGGCAAGCUCAAUGGUUGCGGCAGCUCUUGAUCCCAGACCUGGCUGGCAAGUAUGGGUUCAUGGUUAAGUUUUGUUCGUUACAUAAUGCAGAUAUGCAGUUUCUUUCUUUGCGAUCUUCUUGUGCAGGAUAUCUUUUUUCUUUUCUCUCUUUUGCAUUUGCUAAAAAUUAAUCUGGGAGAAAUAGCUGUAUUAUGGCGAUGAUCUUUUAGCGUGGUUACGCUGUUAAAUGACACAGCUCGACCAUAUUUGAAUUUUUCUCUCUUUUUCAUUAGGACACAGGUACGCUGUUGAACUUUAACUGAAAGUUGAAGUAGGAAAAUCUAUGCAAAAUAGAGGCAUUUUUAUGCACCUGAGCAAAUGACAAUGAAUAGUUUGGGUUAUUUAUCGUCUAAUUUUCUACCUUCUGUAAAGGUUAUUGAUGCUUGUGCAGCGCCGGGAAAUAAAACUGUUCACCUAGCUGCCCUCAUGAACGGAAAGGGAAAGAUUGUGGCAUGUGAACUGAACAAAGAUAGGAUUAAACGCCUGGAAGAUACUGUUAAACUUUCUGGAGCUAGAAAUAUUGAAAUUUUUCAUGGUGACUUCCUGAAUCUGGACCCACAUCAUUCUUCCUUUAGCCAGAUCCGUGCUAUCCUUUUGGACCCAUCUUGUUCUGGAUCUGGUACUGCUGCGCAGAGAUUAGACCAUCUACUACCUUCACAUUCUACUCAUGAUGAUGACACAGAACGACUGAACAAGCUUGCUGGUUUUCAGAAGAAGGCCUUGAUCCAUGCCCUAUCUUUUCCUUCCGUUGAAAAAGUAGUAUACAGCACGUGCUCAGUUAACCGAAUUGAGAAUGAGGAUGUGGUUAGUUCUGUUCUCCCUUUGGCUUCAUCCCUUGGCUUUGAGCUGUCAACUCCCUUCCCUCAAUGGACUCGUCGUGGUCUUCCUGUUCUCCAAGGCUCUGACCACUUACUCCGGAUGGAUCCAGCUGAAGACAAAGAAGGCUUCUUCAUUGCUCUUUUCACCAAGAAAGCCACCUGCAUUGAUAGCUCACAAGCAACUUCCGGUAUAGAGCUUCCUAAAGCUGUUUCGAGUUCGUGUUUCAAAAAGUAUGGCUGCAUAGAGAAGAAACGGCCUGUGCCUUUCUUGGUAUGGAAUAGAAUGUGGAGAUUUUCUUCUUUAGCUUGGCAAAGAAGAAGGGCACUGCAACAUGAUCAUCGUCCGAAAGAGUAAUAAACACCUGGUCUUUAGUGCUGAGUUACAUCAAAGGAUGACUACAAUGCUGUCUGCAAAUGCCUGAUUGAUUCACCUUAUCAUAGGUUCUUUUAUUCUCCCCUCCGGAAGCGCCGAGGAAGGGGGCGAUAGUUUGUGGUCGAGUUAACUCAAGCUGUCUUUCUAGCGGUAUUCACAGUUUGCAACAAAGUUUUGUUCUUGGACUCGUGUACGGAUGUUGAGAAUAUUAAAGGUGCGCCUAUUUUGUCAUUUGCAUGCUUAACUUUCCAUAUAUGUGACUGGACUAGAGUGCUGCAAUUGAUCGGAUAAAACUGAGAAGUCAAAAAGUAUACAUGUCGAUUGAUUUUGCGUUUAAUAGCUUACGUUUUAGUACUUUUAGAUCACCAAAUAUUUCUAUGUAGUGAGGUAAAUAGGAUUUCAUUCAAGG
Messenger RNA from Linum tenue, 2383 nucleotides. The record is from the annotation of a GenBank genome assembly. Lineage: Eukaryota; Viridiplantae; Streptophyta; Magnoliopsida; Malpighiales; Linaceae.